Molecule: messenger RNA, 4474 nt
Organism: Bursaphelenchus xylophilus (pine wood nematode)
Lineage: Eukaryota; Metazoa; Nematoda; Chromadorea; Rhabditida; Aphelenchoididae
Source: the annotation of a GenBank genome assembly
AUGACGGAGGAUCCCGGUCCUCCAGCCGUUUCUCGGCAGCGAUCAAACAACUCCGAGCAUCUCUAUCACAAUCAAAUUCUGCAUGCUCCAAUCCACGAACCAAAGCAUGCCGCUGACAUUAAGGCUGAUGAUCUUGGGGAGAAACUAAAAAAAUGGACAGCCCAUGCUUUCGAAGAGUACGGAGAAUUUGUUGGCCGCCAUCCUGGCUAUAUUUUGACCGCAACUAUCUUAUUUACUAUUGCAACUUUACCGGGAUUUGCGUUUUUGAGGAUUAAUUUGGAUCUUUACAAAUUGUUUGUCCCUUUGGACGCUCCGGUUCGACGAGAAUUUGAAGGAUCUCAGGUAGGUUCUAUUAACCUUGUUUCUUACUAUUCCAAAAGUUACAAAAGAAAGGAAAUACCUUCAGAUUUUUAAUGCUAUGCCCGCUGGAAACUUGGAUUUCAUCCCGCCACCGAAGAAUAUAUCAACAAGGUCAAUUGAAUUCGACGAAUUACAAGUUUGGAAUGACCCACAAAAUCCGGCAGUAAUUAGGACUGGCAGAGCUACGAAUCCGAAGAAAAAGAAUCAAAAGAAGAAGUGUAAGGACCUACCGGAUCUUUACCAAUAAAUUAAUAACUACAACAACCACCGAAAGAUUCAAAAUCACUCUACUUUUUCUACUUUCAGCUGUCGAUGCGCCUAUGCACAAUGACAUUCUCCGGUUCUACGUGGUCCAUAAGAACUACGAUAACCUAUUGGAAAGCGACAUCUUGGGAAGACUUUACGACUAUACCAAUCAGAUGAUGACGGUUCGAAUGCAAUAUGAAGGAAGGGAAUGGGGUUUGGAAGACUUUUGCAAAAAAGCUCCAACUGAACCAGUAAGUCAACAAUUGUCUAUUUCACGCCGCUAAUUAAACAGCAAAGCUCUAUAACAGCAACCUUUUUAGAAAUGCAACAACCAUUUGAAUGUAUGGCUAAAACACGCCGAGAAUCUUUUCAAAAGCGAAGGAUCAAGGUUUAACCCUAAUCUUCAGUUGUCUUAUCCAGUUAUGUAUCUGUUCAACCGUCCCAAGGAUAUUGGAAAUGUAAGUUCCCAAAUCUUGGACACUGUAACCAUUUAUUCCAGAUUAUCUAUGGAGUCAACGUAACCGGGCUGAAACAUGAGAUUGUUGGAGCCAGAGUGCUCACAAUCCAUUGGUUUGUGAUGUUCCCAAUUAUUGGAAAUAGCAAAAGCGCAUACUUUGCUUAUCGCGAAAAGUUGAAUGAGUUCUGGGAGACCAAAACCGCAGAGUCAGAUAUCAAAUUCAUCCCUCACAAGUGAGUAAAAAAGCCCUCAAGUCAGGGCUUAAUAUCGACAACACGACUACUGAUAACUUUAGUGACCGCGCUAUGGACGACGAGCUCAUGUUAAUCAUCCAAACAGCCGUUCCCUUUGCCGUUCCCGCCACCUUACAAUUGAUGGUCUUCGUCUAUCUGACCAAUCUGUCCAAAGAUAUUCGAAAGUAAGCCCGGUGAUCAAAUUAUGAUACGAUUGCAAAACCUUCGAGUCUAGAAUACUUUCUGACACACUCCAUUUCCAGAUCAAAACCUAUGGAAGCCUUCUUCGGCGUAAUUUGUGUUGUCCUCGGCCUAAUCACAACAUUCGGAUUGACUUUUUACUUCGGACUCCCCUUUAAUCCCAUCUCCAGCACAAUGCCUUUCCUUAUUUUGGCUGUCGGUAAGCCGUUUCUCUAUUUUACUUAUCAAAUCAGCAUUUCGCCAUUUACCGACCUUAUUUUAGGUGUUGACGACGCAUUUUUGAUGCUGGGAGCCUGGCGAAUGACGGAUCCUAGGCUCUCGGUCGAAAAACGAAUGGGAAUCACAAUGGGAGAUGCUGGUGCUUCAAUCACUGUAACUUCCCUCACCAAUUUCGGUUGUUUCGGUAAGAAUUGUUAGAUAAUAGCAAACUAAAUCUUCCAGCUCUCGGCUACUUCCUGUCCCCAACCCCAGCUGUCGCAGAUUUCUGCACCUUGACUGCUGUGGGUGUAAUUUUGGACUACAUCUAUCAGAUCACAUUCUUCGCCGCAAUCAUGGUUUACGGAGGAAUGAGAGAAGAUCAAGGCGGAAUUAAGAGCUACUUCAACAUGAAAGACUUCAAGGCUAAUCUCAGAAUGCUCAGAAACAAGAUAUGUUGUUGUUGUCGAAGUGAAGUAGUCCCGGUGGAAGAACCUGCCAAUCAAAGUAAGGCUAAACAGAUAAGAUAAACAAAGGUCCACAAUUGGACAAUAUAACCUAAAGUCUGCUCUAAAAUACGAAGCAGAAGUUAGACACCAUUCAUUUCGCGAAAACUUUAUCCGAAUUAGGUCAAAAGUUGUAGAAAAAUCAAGAAUUUAUUAAUGUUGCACAAUGCCAAAAUUCAGGAUUUCGUAGUGAGAAAAAAACAGGCAGGCGAAAAUUCCAAAAUUUAAAUCGGAAAUGAUCUUCAUAGGAUCUCGGACACCUUGUGGCAUCACUAUAAAACAUAUUAUCCUCAACUUGACAAUUUCAGUGCCCCGUCAGAACUCCGAAGAGAUCGAAACUCUAUUCCAUGAGCCCACGAUUAUGCACCGUUUGUUCCGCGAUUACUAUGCGCCAUUUAUUCUCAGGCCAUGGGUAAAGGCGAUCAGUUGGCUCUUCUUCUUGAUCUACAUCUGCAUUAGUUUCUACGGUUGUGCCAACAUGAAGGUCGACAUCAGUCCCAAGAAGUAUAUCCGAGAUAAUUCUCCCAUUCAAACUUUUGUUCACUUGGCUGGUAAGUAUAAUCGGAGUAGAAUUUAACGUGACCUAUGACUUUCAGACAAGUACAUUUGGGCUGACAAUGUGAUGCCGCAUAUCCAUAUUAUGAAGCCUCCAGAUUUCCGAAAUGAUUAUGACAGGAAUCGAUUAAACGAGCUGGUGUUCCGUUUGGAGAAUACGGAUUACUCGAUUGGCAGAGUCUCGACCAACUUUUGGCUUUGGGAAUAUCAAAACUUCCUCAACGAUUUUCCCGAAGUUGUUUAUUCACGGGAUUUCUACAAGAGAAAGUAUUUGAAACAAUUCUUCGGUCAAUUCGAUUAUAUUCAAUUCCGACAGAUGGUUAAAAUUAAUGACUCCGUCCCUGAUGGAGAACCUUGCAUCUCCGCAUUUACUUUCCAGACCUCCUUCUAUGGGUGGGUACUUUAAUUGGGCUUUUUUUUUACUUACGAGGGAAUGGUCUGAACUUCCCCCAGCGUUUGGGAAAAUGACUAGUACAGGUGGAUAGAGCAUGUCAACUUUGGUAAAAAAGAGCCCUUUUCUAGCUGCGGAAUAAGCUCGGCCGACGAGAAAAAUCGACCGAAAGUUCCACAAAAAUUUCCUCUUUCUCUUCCCUCGGAAAAGAAGAGCGCUGUCCAAUGGUUCGGUUAGCCGAGUGGAUAAAACAUCUUGCUCAUCAAAGCCUUAUCACGGUCCUCCACGAGACCCCGGAACCGAACCAACCCCCAAAAGAAUACCGAGCGGAUGUUUUUUUAUCCACUCGGCUAACCGAACCAUUGGACACCGCUCUUCUUUUCCGAGGGAAGAGAAAGAGGAAAUUUUCGUGGAACUUUCGGUCGAUUUUUCUCGUCGGCCGGGCUUAUUCCGCAGCUGGAAAAUGGCUCUUUUUACCAAAGUUGACAUGCUCUAUCCACCUGUACUAGUCAUUUUCCCAAACGCUGGGGGAAGUUCAGACCAUUCCCUCGUUACAUAUUUUUCGAAAUUUGCAAAAAAAUUGUUUAGUCUCGACUCCUGGGACAAGCGACAAGCCGAGCUUUUCCAUUGGCGCCGAAUCAUUGAUGACUAUCCAGAAUACGAUGGAUUCUUGGCUAAUAUCUUCUCUCCAUUCUUGAUUGAUCAACGUCGAACAAUUGCGCCAUCUUCCAUGCAGUCGGUGGGGUCUGCCAUUGCUGUUAUGGCACUCAUCUCGAUGUUCUUCUUGCCGGAUAAGGUGAGAUCUUGAUUCAAAUCGGCUUGUUAGACCAUUUUUUGUGAUACAGUUAGCUCAAAUUUGUUCUUUACAACUCAACAUGUAUGAAUUUACAUUGUUUUCCAGCUCUCCGUAUUCAUCAUGUCCUUUUCGCUUAUCUCGAUUUCAACGGGCGUCUGCGGCUUCUUAUGUCUCUGGGGAUCGGACCUGGACUCGGUCUCCAUGGGUUGCAUUAUCAUGGCUAUUGGGCUGGCCGUCGACUUCUCCAUCCACAUCUGCUACCGUUACCAUCUUUCGGAGGAGCCUACGGCCGAUGGAAAGGUCAUCGAUACCCUCUCCAUUGUGGGCUACCCUGUUCUUCAAGCUGGCUCUUCUACGCUCUGGGCGAUGACGACGCUCCCAUGGAUCCCGGCUUAUCUUGUUCGAGUAUUCUUCCAGACUGUGGUCUUGGUGAAUAUCUUUGGGUUGUUGCAUGCCCUUUUAUGGCUGCCUCAGUUCAUUUCGGCUAUUGAUCCCAUUGCCAGAAUCCCCAGAAGACAUGCUCACAGUGAUUAA